Messenger RNA from Melozone crissalis (California towhee), 1945 nucleotides. It is a transcript of the gene FNTB, whose product is annotated as farnesyltransferase, CAAX box, beta. The transcript is spliced from 11 exons. Gene Ontology annotation, cellular component: protein farnesyltransferase complex. Gene Ontology annotation, biological process: protein farnesylation. The record is from RefSeq and is a predicted model, not a curated record. Gene Ontology annotation, molecular function: protein farnesyltransferase activity. Bases 494 to 1699 code for a protein of 401 amino acids. NCBI's taxonomy places the organism in Eukaryota, Metazoa, Chordata, Aves, Passeriformes, Passerellidae.
GGGAGGAUGAGGAGUUCUGGGACAGCCAGACUCUCCCCUCUGUCCCUCUAUCCUGACCCAGCCCCUGGCAGCUCCCCUGGGUGCUGGGACGGGAUAAAAAGUGACUCUGGGUUUCCCAAUCCAUGGGGUUCUUCUUGCUCAAUUGUGCCCUGGCAGGAUGCAGUGCCAUGAAUGCAGGUCCCCGUGUGGCCCCUCCUCACCCCUGAGGCUGAUCCUGGGGUAUUUCCUUGAGGAUUACCGUGGCUUAGAGUGUCCAAGUCCCCAGUUAUCCCAGUGUGCGCGGGAGGAGAGUGUUUUCUAUGACAGUGCUGAGCUAAACUCAAGCUGGAUUUGUAAAGCAGCAUGGGAUGGUGCUGGAUUCUGGCAUAAUUUGGGGCACAAAGCUCCUGGGAAUUCCUACUUUGGUUUUACUGGGUGAGAUGGGGCUGUGAAUCAGAUAAACCCCUGGGAUGGGGUAGGAGUUGUGGGGCUCAGUGGGGAUCAUGUUUGGGACAUGCAAAACCUCUUUCCAGAGCUCACUAUAGUCUUUAUUCCCAUUUUUCCUGACAAGUCCAAGGUGGAGGACAUCGUGCAGGAGGUCUAUGAUGCCUACAAGACAAACCAUCACUCCUCACAGUACGUCCUGCAGCGGGAGAAGCACUUCCAUUACCUGAAGAGGGGUCUCCGGCAGCUCACUGAAGCCUAUGAGUGUCUGGAUGCCAGCCGCCCCUGGCUCUGCUACUGGAUCCUGCACAGCCUGGAGCUGCUAGACGAGCCCAUUCCCGAUUCGGUGGCCUCUGACGUCUGCCAAUUCCUGAGGCGCUGCCAGAGCCCCCAGGGUGGAUUUGGGGGGGGUCCCGGCCAGCACCCCCACCUCGCCCCCACCUACGCCGCCGUCAACGCGCUCUGCAUCAUCGGCACCGAGGAGGCCUUUGGCGUCAUUGACAGGAAGAAGCUCUUGGAAUACCUGUACUCGCUGAAGCAGCCGGAUGGCUCAUUCCUCAUGCACGUGGGUGGAGAGGUGGAUGUCAGGAGCGCCUACUGCGCCGCCUCAGUGGCCUCGCUGACCAACAUCCUGACACCUGCACUCUUCGCUGGGACGGCCGAGUGGAUUGCCAGGUGCCAGAACUGGGAGGGUGGGAUCGGCGGCGUGCCGGGCAUGGAGGCGCACGGCGGCUACACUUUCUGCGGCGUAGCCGCGCUGGUCAUCCUCAAGCAGGAACAUCUGCUGAACCUCCGGAGCCUGCUGCACUGGGUGACCGGGCGGCAGAUGCGCUUUGAGGGCGGAUUCCAGGGCCGCUGCAACAAGCUGGUGGAUGGGUGCUACUCCUUUUGGCAAGCCGGGCUCCUGCCCCUGCUCCAUCGGGCACUCCAUGCCAGGGGCGACCCAGCGCUGAGCAUGGCACACUGGAUGUUCGACCAGCUGGCACUGCAGGAAUACAUUCUCCUGUGCUGCCAGUGCCCAGCUGGCGGGCUGCUGGAUAAGCCAGGAAAAUCCCGGGAUUUCUACCACACCUGCUACUGCCUGAGUGGGUUGGCCAUUGCACAGCACUUUGGAAGUGGAGAUCUCCACAAUGAGGUGGUCCUGGGUAUCCCUGAGAAUUGCCUGCAGGCCACGCACCCUGUCUACAACAUUGCCCCGGAGAAGGUGGCGAGGGCGGUGAUGCACUUCCUGCAGUAUCCUGUGCCCAGCCUGGAUCCGGCACCCGCUGCCCAGUAGGGGGGUCCUGCUGCUGGCUCAGGGGGCCGAGCCCCGGGAACGAGCGGCACAGCCCAGCCCAGCCCAUCCCCACGGCGGCCUGGCCAGGCAGAGCACGGCGCUCAGGGUGCUAGCAAUACCAAAAUCCAGCCUGCUCCAGGCUGGGUGUCCUGCUGCCAUCCUGGCCAGAGCCCAGGUGGGACACGGGCUCUGGCAGAGCUUUUUGGCAUCAAUAAACCAGAAGUCACACCCGCCGUGUGCUGGUGG